Molecule: messenger RNA, 2092 nt
Organism: Phascolarctos cinereus (koala)
Lineage: Eukaryota; Metazoa; Chordata; Mammalia; Diprotodontia; Phascolarctidae
Gene: SH2D5
Product: SH2 domain containing 5
Cellular component (GO): postsynaptic density
Source: RefSeq, a predicted model, not a curated record
GCAGAAGGCUGGAAGCACAUACAUCCUUUUUUCCUGGGUAGAGCUUCCUCCCCUCUGGAGCCUCCAGAGCUAGGUGUUCCUGGGGGCCAUGCAAAAGGUGGGGGCGGCCGGCCGGAGGGCCUCGGACACAGCCCUCACUCCACACAGGUCAAGAGGCAUUACCAAGUUUGCCCAGUAUGUGGGCUCCUUUACUGUAGAUGACCUGGGGCUUCAGGAGAAAGUGUGGAUGGUCCAGCAGCAGCUAUGGGCCUUGAAGGACUGCCCCAGGCGAAGAGCUGUGAUCCUAAAAUUCAGUCUACAGGGCCUCCGGAUCUACAGUGCCGAGGGGGAGACUCUUCUAAUGGCUCAUGCUCUGAAGAGGAUCCUCUACUCCACCUGGUGCCCAGCUGAAUGCCAGUUUGCCUUCAUCUCCCGGAACCCACGGAGCCCUGCCAGCAAACUCUUCUGUCACUUGUUUGUGGGCAGCCAGCCUGGGGAGGUCCAGAUCCUACAUCUGCUGCUUUGCCGUUCCUUUCAGCUGUCAUACCUCUUGCAACACCCCGAGGAUCAGGCCCAGCCUGGGCCAGGGCCACCCGCAGAGGAGGCCCCCAAAUCUCUGCCCAGCCCUGGCUGCCCUGCGGGGAUGGUGAGGGAGCCCUUCGGCCGGGAUCAGGUCUCUCAAAAUGUCCAUGCCCUGGUGUCCUUCCGGCGGCUGCCGGCCCCAGCUGAUGGCCCGGCAGGCAGCACAAAGGAAAUGUCGGAGGCCGAAGGUCGAGGGGCCACCCGUCACUCCCGCCUGGGGAACCCUUACUGUUCCCCAACCCUUGUGCGAAAAAAGGCAAUUCGAAGCAAGGUGAUCCGGUCAGGGGCCUAUCGCUGCUGCACCUAUGAGACGCAGCUGCAGCAGUCUGCCCGGGAGGCCUUUCCGAGCGCCUGGGAGAGCUGGGCCCAGAGGCCCAGUGGCCUGGUUUGCCUGGUGGAAAGCGAGGGAAGCCUGACGGAGAAUAUCUGGGCCUUUGCUGGCCUCUCUAGGACCCGUGCGCUCUCCCUGCUCCGAAGAGAUGUCCUGGGGGCCUUUUUGCUGUGGCCUGAGCCUGGAUCCAGUGGCCAGUGGUGCCUGUCAGUGAAGACACAGUGUGGCGUGGUCCCCCAUCAAGUCUUCAGGACCCACUUGGGCAAGUUCAGUGUGGAGCAUCUGCAGAUGGAGUUCCCCAGCCUGGAGGCCUUGGUGGAGCACCACUCAGGAGCCGAGCGUAGCCUUUUCUGCCCACUGGACAUGGGACGCCUGAACCCCUGCUAUGAGGUGCAGGACUGUGGGCCGGAUGGCCUACAUGGCUCCGUAGCCACCCCAAGCAUGAGCCCCAGCAGCAAGAACUGGGUUAAGGCCACCUUUGAAUUCCCUAAUGCCCCAGCUGUCAAAGUGUGUGUGGGGGUGUGUGUGGGGUGUGUGUGUGUGUGUGUGUGUGUGUGUGUGUGUGUGUGUGUGUGUGUGUAUACACUCUUGGUCUUUCCAGUUGGAGCAAUCUUUUCCGUUGUCUCAAGGAGCAUAGCCCCUGAAUGGGAAGUUACCCUGGUUGGUAAUCUCUUGGAUGAUGGAUGAAUCAGACCAGGAACUGCUGGUUUCUCUGCUGCCCCUCCACCCCCCAACACUCACACUGCAGCAGCUGUGGUCCUCAGAAAUGGCCUGGAGGAAAGAGAAACGCCAGCCUUCCCUUGACUUGCUGUGUUAUGGACAAGGAGACAGUUGCUUAGCUUGGCCAGGAUGGCUGCCUGUAGGCACCCUCAUCAGAGACUUUGCCUUCUGUGCAUGGACGUGUCUCAGUCCCCAAGCCGAUCACCCCAGGAGUAUGCCCCUAGCCUGGAUGGGCUCACCCCAGGCUCUGUUUCAAGCUUUCUUAUGAAUACCUGAUUUUGUUCAGAAGAUCCCCUGGUGGUGAGGGAGGCAUCCAAACAUAGCAACUGAAAAAAACCUGGGUUUGAACCUCUGAUCUACCUAAUCUUAGCUCUGUGACCUUCAGGAAAUUAUUACUUUCUCUGGACUCUCCUCUGUAAAGGGAGGCAGUGUGGUGUAGUGGAUAGAGCAAUGGGCCUGGAGUCAGGAAGACCUGAGUUU